Hippocampus comes (tiger tail seahorse) is the source of this 1626-nucleotide messenger RNA. RefSeq names its product regulator of G-protein signaling 18-like. The record is from RefSeq and is a predicted model, not a curated record. The transcript has 4 exons. Lineage: Eukaryota; Metazoa; Chordata; Actinopteri; Syngnathiformes; Syngnathidae. The coding region runs from base 131 to 679 and encodes 182 amino acids.
GUCUCACCACAGGUGUAUAUGGGAAAUGAAAUGCAAACGUGGUUUACAGAACGAUGGUGACGGGGUUCAACGUUUUUUGCCGAGCUAUUUAUGACCCGCCGCCUCACACAACAGAUGCAGACGGGACAGCAUGGAAACGCUUCUUUUCUUAUUUCCUCAAUUUAACUUCAUGGCCCAGAAGGAGGAAGCAUAUUUCAAAAGGCUUGAUCCACAACACGGGCAAGAACCAACCAUGAAGGCCGAUAGCAGCAGACAGCAAGACAAGGAGAGGACGAGCCGACCAAGUCUCACCAGGUCCGGCUCCCAUGACAAUGUCAGUCACCAGACCAAGACAACAUCCAGCAACAUCUCAGCAGAGACGGCUCUGCAAUGGAGCAACUCAUUUGAAGAAUUGAUGAAGAAUGCAGAUGGGGUGGCAACUUUCUCUCAGUUCCUCCGCACGGAGUUCAGCGAGGAAAACAUAGAGUUCUGGCUGGCGUGUGAAGAAUUCAAGACCUAUGACUCCGAGAAAAAACUGCUGUCCAAGGCCAAACAUAUUUAUACAGUUUUUAUUGAGUCGGAUGCGCCUAAAGAGGUAUUUCAUGCUAAUUUGCUGAUGGAAAAGAAUGUUUAUCUUUUGGCCUGUCACCGAGUGCUGUUGGAGGCUCAGAAUAUUCAUGACAUGGUGAUAAAAGUAUGAGGGGGAUGAAUUCCCAAUCAUGAUCGGGUCAAGAAGUCGACCUCUCUGAACGCAGCAGAAGCAGUUUGGGCAGGCAUCUCAACAAAGUACAACAACCUGCAAAAAGUAGCCAGUGAGAGAGAACUGCGGUUUAGAAGAUUUUUUUUUUUUUUCCUUUCGCAGCGCGGAUGACAAUUUGACCGCGUCUGACCGAUGAGAGCAGGCAGUUGGUUUGUGGCUGUGACUCUUCUCUGCAAAUGUGAAGAGAGCAGCACCCACACACUUUCUGAGGAGGAUGAUUGUCAGUCUAAAUAUUUUGUAGCUUCUGCAUGCGCCUGCAUCAAUGCUUUGUAGGAGAUGAAUGCACAUGCGUUACUUACUAUGGCUGCGCGAGGAGGCUUUUUCAGAUACAUAACAGACACGAUUAUUGGUGAGGUGACAAGAAAACUGUUUAUUAUAAAUCCCGAUUUAUUGUAUCUCUCCUCAGUUCUGUUUUGGGGGUUUUUCUCCGCAUUUUUAUUUUAAGAGCAAUUUAGUCGAGAUGAGACAAAAGUGCCGACUGACUGUGCUUCAAAGUGGUGAAAACGCCGACAGAGAAAUAUUUACGCUCAUGCUAUUGAGCAUUCUACAUUGAACUUUGCUUUUGUAUUUCAACCGUCAUUCAUUUUGGCAGGGGGUAAUCACUCAAUUCAAUAAAAACGAAACCAAAGAGUCUUUUCGGAAUGGGCAAUUUCUCAACACGAGUUUCAGAAUAAUAUUCCCUUUUUUUUCUGCAAAGCGCUCAAGGUGAACUUUUUCAGUGUAAAAUUGUUGUCAUGAAUAUCUUAAAAAAAAGUGUUUGAAAAGUUUUCAAGUGUAUCCAAAUUGCCUCGCUGGUGCUUGGGGAUGGUUGGGAUAAUGCAUGCCCGUUCCACGAUGUACUUGUGCUUCUUUUUUCUGUCACCUAUAUGCUACCGAAAAAUAGCAAG